Messenger RNA from Aethina tumida (small hive beetle), 1554 nucleotides. It is a transcript of the gene vermilion, whose product is annotated as tryptophan 2,3-dioxygenase. The transcript is spliced from 9 exons. Gene Ontology annotation, molecular function: metal ion binding; L-tryptophan 2,3-dioxygenase activity; heme binding. Bases 408 to 1502 code for a protein of 364 amino acids. The record is from RefSeq and is a predicted model, not a curated record. NCBI's taxonomy places the organism in Eukaryota, Metazoa, Arthropoda, Insecta, Coleoptera, Nitidulidae.
GAUGACAUUGCGGGACAACUUUCAAUUUUAUCAACUGAAAAAGGUGUGAACUGUAAAUUAAAUCGUUAGAAUCAUAUCUCAUAUAGAACACAUCAAUACAACCAAUAAGAAGAAGGCAACAAACAAACAAGAACAAAUAAUACAUACAUCAUAACAUGUAAACACUGCACCAUCCAACUGCUAUUAGGGUGGUUAGAAUUUGGAAAGAAUCUCCUUAAAUCCAACUGACAAAAGAUAAAUUGGUUUUACUGUUUGCCACAUCAACUAGAGAAAAUUAAGAAUGCUGACUAAAAUUUCCAGAGAAUGUCUUCAUACUUUUAUAAAAAAUAGAAUGCUAAACUCAGCUGAAUUUGACUUCUCGUAGUGAUCCUGCACAAGAUGGAGAGCAGCUGGGAGAGGAAGCUGGAAUGUUAUAUGGAGAAUACUUAAUGUUAGAUAAAAUUCUUGGAGCCCAGAGAAUGUUAAGUCAACAAAAUAAGAAUUUGGUACAUGACGAACAUUUAUUUAUAGUUACUCAUCAAGCUUAUGAACUAUGGUUUAAACAGAUUAUUUUUGAAUUGGAUUCCAUAAGAGCAAUAUUUAGUGAUGUUUUAGAAGAAUCUCAAACUUUAGAAAUAUUAAAGAGACUUAACAGAAUAGUUUUAAUAUUAAAGGUGCUUGUGGAUCAGGUUAUGAUAUUGGAAACAAUGACACCUCUUGAUUUCAUGGAGUUUAGAAAUUAUCUUUGUCCAGCUUCUGGAUUUCAAAGUUUGCAAUUCCGUCUUCUUGAAAAUAAAUUAGGUGUACGGCAAGAAAAUCGUGUCAAAUAUAAUCAAAAUUACACCAAGGUAUUUGGUAAUGACGAAGAAGCAUUAAAAUUACUAGAACAAUCAGAAAGUGAACCCUCAUUGGCCGAUCUUGUACAACGAUGGCUUGAAAGAACCCCGGGGCUUGAGUUGGAAGGGUUCAACUUUUGGGGCAAAUAUCAGGAUGCUGUGGAAAUUUUAUUAGAAGAACAUAAAACUCUUGCAAAUAAACAAAUUUCGGACAAAGUAAAACAAUAUCAUCUAUUAGAUCUAGAAAAAAGAAGAGAAGUUUACGAAUCGAUUUUUAAACCAGAUGUUCAUUCAGCUCUGGUUACUAGAGGAGAGAGAAGAUUUUCUCAUAAGGCUCUUCAAGGUGCCAUUAUGAUCACCUUUUAUAGAGACGAGCCAAGAUUUAGUCAACCCCAUCAAAUACUAACAUUGUUAAUGGAUAUCGAUUCAUUAAUUACCAAAUGGAGAUAUAAUCAUGUCCUUAUGGUACAAAGAAUGAUUGGAUCUUCUCAGUUGGGAACUGGCGGUUCAUCAGGUUAUCAAUAUUUAAGAUCUACAUUAAGUGACCGUUACAAAGUAUUUGUGGAUCUAUUUAACCUGUCCACAUUUUUAAUUCCUAGAAAGUACAUUCCACCUCUUACCACUUCCAUAAGAACUCAUUUGUCACAUAAUUGGAAAAAUGGAUACAACGACUUACCUAGUAGUUAAGAAUCCUGAUGAAUAAAUGUAUUUCCGCAUAAUAAAUGAAACACAAAUAUUA